ACUGCCCGCUCGCAUCGACGCCUCUGCAACUCGCGUGUAAUACCCUCAAAAUGCUUGCGUCCCGAGUUGGGGCAGCGGUUUUCUUACUUCUGGUCACGACAGUUAAUGGGCUACAUUUUUACUUGGAUGCAAACGAGAAGCGGUGCUUCAUCGAAGAACUCCCUUCAGACACGGCAGUCGAGGGACACUACAAAGCACUUGAAUGGAAUGAUCAGGCAAGAGAGUACGUCCUCCAGCCAGAGCUUGGCAUCCUGGUAGAGGUCGAGGAAAUGGAGACUGGGGAGAAUGUUGUGAAGACUCGCGGUCCCCCCGAGGGCCAGUUUACGUUCACUUCGCACGAUGCAGGUGACCACUCCAUCUGUCUCUCCACCAAUUACACUUCGUGGUUUUCGAGCACACACGUCAAGCUCUAUCUCGACAUCAUCGUCGGCACGGUCAAACCAGACAUUGAGCAGGACCGCAGUCACGUCUCCGAGUUGGCUUCCAAGGUCCGUGACCUGAACCAAAAGUUGGAGGAUAUCCGGCGAGAGCAGCAAUAUCAACGUGAGAGGGAGAUAGACUUUAGGAAUUUGAGCGAGGCUACGAAUUCGAGAGCUGUUUGGUAUAGUCUGAUGCAGAUCGUGGUGUUGGUUUUGACGUGUACGUGGCAACUCAAGCAUCUCAAACGUUUCUUCCAAGACAGGAGCUAGGCCGUUCUAUAGCAUAUAGUAUUUUGGGGAAUAAUGAAUUGUAUUCAUUCGUGUUUGGUACAUUUGCGCCGUGCAACGUUAGGGUCGAUUUAUCCGCCCUUGCAACUUCGACCGAGUGUCGGACCCAUUGCUGGUUAUGUAGUGCAGUGUUGUAGGGUCCAUGUGGCCUGCUUUC
This is a messenger RNA of Pisolithus orientalis, 864 nucleotides long. RefSeq names its product emp24/gp25L/p24 family/GOLD-domain-containing protein. Bases 51 to 689 code for a protein of 212 amino acids. The record is from RefSeq and is a predicted model, not a curated record. Gene Ontology annotation, cellular component: endoplasmic reticulum-Golgi intermediate compartment; Golgi apparatus; COPII-coated ER to Golgi transport vesicle. NCBI's taxonomy places the organism in Eukaryota, Fungi, Basidiomycota, Agaricomycetes, Boletales, Pisolithaceae. The transcript has 4 exons. Gene Ontology annotation, biological process: endoplasmic reticulum to Golgi vesicle-mediated transport; Golgi organization; intracellular protein transport.